Messenger RNA from Cercospora beticola, 1280 nucleotides. It is a transcript of the gene YEA4, whose product is annotated as Yea4p. Gene Ontology annotation, cellular component: endoplasmic reticulum membrane; Golgi membrane. Gene Ontology annotation, biological process: transmembrane transport. The record is from RefSeq and is a predicted model, not a curated record. Gene Ontology annotation, molecular function: UDP-N-acetylglucosamine transmembrane transporter activity. NCBI's taxonomy places the organism in Eukaryota, Fungi, Ascomycota, Dothideomycetes, Mycosphaerellales, Mycosphaerellaceae.
UGACCAUCAACGACAAAUCUUCUUGAACAACUGGCAUCACUUAUCGAAUUACAGCUUGGUGAGCUAUCACCGCGAAGCCCACAGCAAACAUGUUACCCGGCAUCGAGCCCGUGACGACCACGGCCCUCAUCUUUGGCGGAUGCUGCACGAACGUGUUUGCCCUCGAGACCAUUGUCAAAGUCCAACCCAGCAGUGGUCUCAUUAUCACCUUCUUCCAAUUUGUCUUCGUGACAGUGUUCGCCUACCCGAGCCAAUUUGAGCCAGGGGCGAAGUACACGCUGCAAGCCCCCAAAGUUCCCAUGAGGAGAUGGGCGUUCAUAGCUUUCAUGUUCUACGGCAUCAAUAUGCUCAACAACUGGGCUUUUGCAUACAAUAUCAGUGUGCCUGUGCACAUCAUUCUGCGCAGCUUUGGCAGUGUCACCACCAUGAUCGCCGGGUAUCUGCGAGGCAAGCGCUACAGCCCAUUGCAAAUACUCAGCGUCGUGCUGCUCACUGUCGGUGUGCUCAUCAGUGCAUGGGCUGACUCCGAGAGCAAAGGCAAGGAAAUGUCGUACAAAGCGAGCGAUUCGUCCUCAGAUUACACUCAAGGACUCGCCAUUCUCCUCGUCGCGCAAUUUCUCUCUGCAUACAUGGGUGCAUACACCGAGGACACCUAUGCUACAUACGGAGCGAGUUGGACGGAAAAUCUCUUCUAUUCGCACUUCCUGAGUUUACCUCUAUUCCUACCCCUGUCCGGCACACUGCGCGAUCAGUAUCAGAAACUGGCAGCAACGCCUAAGGUUGACGUGGGGAAUUCCAGAGUCAUAGGCACGUUGCAGCAUCACGGACCCGCUGUCAGCAACGUGAUCGACACGCUCGUGACAUAUGCUGAAGGCACACCGCAAGGCGUGUUCUACUUGAUGACCAACGCACUCACGCAACUGGUCUGCAUAUCGGGAGUCAACCUGCUCUCGGCCAAGUCAUCGGCGGUAACUGUCACGAUAGUGCUAAACAUUCGAAAGCUGGUGUCCUUCAUCUUGAGCACUCUGAUCUUUGGGCACAGCCUGGACACCAAGAUGAUCAUAGGCUCAACGCUCGUCUUUGGCAGUGGGGCUUUGUAUGGGUGGGAGACUAGUUGGAGGCUGCCGCAGCAGAAAGCUGCACUAGAGUCGCGCAACCAGGAAAACAAGAAGCUCAAGUAAUAAAUUCGGAAAUGUCAAUCCAGAGUCUCGCACAUGCCUGUACUCCCGUGGCAUGUCCAGCGUCAGAUUUGCGUUGAAAAAGUCAACUUAUGCUCGGAA